GUUAGAUACGGGCUGCUGAUCUUGCUUUACCUGUUAGAGAAGCAAAGCCUAAUGUGUUGUUUAAAAAAGAGCUCAUUACUAGCUAAUAUAUAGAGAGAGUAUCAAGGAGUACUAGCUAUAGAGUGGUGUGAAUAUAUACAUAUACAUAUACAUAUAUAUAUAUCAUCAUCAUCAUCAUCAUCACAUAGAAAAGAAUGGGUGAAGAGGUGAAGAUGAGUGGUGGGUGUGAAGAGUGGAAGCCUUUUAUGGCAAUGGUAGUAGUCGACUUUGCCUUCGCCGUGCUGAAUAUUCUUCUAAAGAAAGUGUUAGACGAAGGAAUGGAUCAUUUGGUUCUUGUCACGUACCGGUUGUCCAUAUCUGCCAUUUUCUUGGCCCCAAUUAGCUACUUUUGGGAAAGGGAUGCUAGACCAAAGCUUACAGUUCGCAUCUUAUGCUACCUAUUCCUAAGUGCCAUUGUUGGGGCAUCUCUAACGCAGUACCUGUUCCUCAUUGGAAUUCAAUACACAUCAGCCACUUUCGCAUGUGCCUUUGUGAACAUGGUGCCUGUCACCACAUUCCUAAUGGCCUUACCAUUUGGAUUGGAGGCAGUGAACAUCAAAUGCAAUAGUGGGAGAGCCAAAAUAGUAGGAACAUUGGUGUGCAUAGGAGGUGGGGUUACUUUACUACUGUACAAAGGAGUGUCUUUGUUCGAUAGCAACAACCACACACAUGCUGCCGUAGAUAGGGCCAUUACUAAACUCAGCUCGUCUAAGAAGACAGAGAGAUGGAUGCUUGGGUCAAUAGCUCUAGUGAUGGGAACUCUGUCAUGGUCUUCCUGGUUUCUUUUGCAAUCAAACAUAGGGAAGAGAUAUCCAUACCAGUAUUCGAGCACCGCCAUCAUGUCCUUCCUUGGUGCCAUUCAGUCCACCAUCUUGAGCUUGUGCACCGGCGGUAACCUCUCGGUGUGGAUUCUAAAAGGGCAGCUGCAAAUUAUAACCGUCGUGUUCGCUGGGAUGGUAGGAUCAGGGUUGGGGUUUGUCACCAUGUCAUGGUGUGUAAAGAAAAGGGGUCCAGUCUUUACAGCUGCCUUCAGUCCACUUGUUCAGAUUAUGGCUGCCAUGAUAGAUAUCCCCAUUUUGCAUGAGAGAUUCUACCUUGGAAACUUGAUAGGAUCUGUUGUUGUAAUCAUCGGGUUAUAUAUCCUUCUCUGGGGUAAAAAGAAAGAAAUGCAGAAUUUUGCUGACAAAUUAGCACAAGAAGCUGAAGAGAACAAGAUACCGGAGCCACAAUUACAGGCUAUCACAGUUUCCAGUGACUCACGCCAUUCUUAAAUCCAAAAGCAGCACUGUAAAUGCACAUGAAUCAACUUGCACAUUUCCAAUGCCUCAAUAAUACAAGCAGUUCCCACUGUCCUCUACAUCUUAAGUUGGAGAAGCUCUCUAAUAUUCUUUAAGUGGGUCAUGUUAAUGUAGUUUUUUAAGGGUCCUUUGAAUCAAAUUCAAACUAAUAAGAUA
Humulus lupulus (European hop) is the source of this 1493-nucleotide messenger RNA. RefSeq names its product WAT1-related protein At3g30340-like. Lineage: Eukaryota; Viridiplantae; Streptophyta; Magnoliopsida; Rosales; Cannabaceae. The record is from RefSeq and is a predicted model, not a curated record. The transcript is spliced from 6 exons. Gene Ontology annotation, cellular component: plasma membrane. Gene Ontology annotation, molecular function: transmembrane transporter activity. Bases 195 to 1310 code for a protein of 371 amino acids.